AUGGAAAAACUUGGGGAGUGGAAGAAAGACCUCAAAUCUAUUUCAUUCAUUGCUGGUGAAGAGAUCAACAGGUUCAGUGAUUGCGACAAUAUAGUGUCAGCAGUGCAAAAGGAUGUAGAAAAGAAGGGGCACUUAUAUGUCGCCAAAUAUCCGGUAGGACUUCCUAAGCUUGUUGAAGAUUUUGGAAAGCACUGCAUUGAUAAGGUUGUACAAGAUUUUGAUAUCCAGUGCAAGAUGAACAAACAAAGAGAAGGGAACGCUAAGACAGUUGGCAUUUUCGGCAUGGGUGGGGUCGGAAAAACAACGCUUUCCAAAGAAUUGUUCAACGGGAAACGUUCAGAUUAUAGCCGAUCCUGUUUUUUGUUUGAUGUUCGGGAAGCCUCUGUCAAAUUCAGUGUGCCCUCUUUGCAAGUUAAGCUCCUCACAGAUAUCUUUGAUGAAAAGGAAAAAGAUCAUCCAAGGUAUCCAAGCGUAGAGGAUGGAAAAAGCCGUCUCAGUGAUCAUAUACAAAGGAGCUACAAUUUGAGCUUCCUAAUUGUUCUAGAUGAUAUUGAUCACCUAGAUCAGUUAGAUGACCUAUUGAUCAAGGAUAUGCUGGAUAAGUCUGGCAAUAGUCUUGUAAUCGUCACAACUCGUGAUGUAGGAAUUCUAAUAAACGCAGGAGUCACGGUUGCUUAUAAUUUGAAAGGAAUGGAUACAGAUGACGCCAAAGAGCUGUUUUCUUGGCAUGCAUUUAGUCAGUCUUAUCCAUCUAGUGGAUACGAGAAGCUGGUUGACCUCUGA
This is a messenger RNA of Cryptomeria japonica (Japanese cedar), 783 nucleotides long. Its product is annotated as disease resistance protein Roq1-like. The transcript has 2 exons. Gene Ontology annotation, molecular function: ADP binding. Gene Ontology annotation, biological process: defense response. The coding region runs from base 1 to 783 and encodes 260 amino acids. The record is from RefSeq and is a predicted model, not a curated record. Lineage: Eukaryota; Viridiplantae; Streptophyta; Pinopsida; Cupressales; Cupressaceae.